Molecule: messenger RNA, 2936 nt
Organism: Colletes gigas
Lineage: Eukaryota; Metazoa; Arthropoda; Insecta; Hymenoptera; Colletidae
Exons: 1
Coding region: 575-2809 (744 amino acids)
Molecular function (GO): protein dimerization activity
Source: RefSeq, a predicted model, not a curated record
CCAGUUACUCUCUGUGUCUUUAAAUUCCCACUGGGUUAUCUAUAGCCUGUGCAGUCGCGAUCUCGCAAUCAGUCGAUCCUCGCAGUCUAUCGAAAAUAGUGCGUUUUAACUUUCAAAUGUUCAUGGAACAAUACGUCUUUGUCAACUGCAUCGAAAACAAGUGAAAACAAGCAUAAAUCCGUGACUCGGUACCAGAAAAUAUAAACUCAAAAAACCGCAUUUUGUCAACAGAAAUUAAAAAAAGUGUUGUCAUUAGACUGGGAAUUUUUAUGCAUUUAUGGGGAAUUUUAAUCCUCAAAAAAAAAACUAUAAAAUGCAUUUAAUAUUUGCAAAAAAUAUAUAAAAAAUACUCAAAGUAAGAUUUAGGACUUGAGACAAAGUUCUAUAAUUCAAAGUUCAUUAAUUCUAUUAAUAAAAAUCUGAAUUUGCAUAAAGAUCUACAGUCUAGCUAUCGCCAUUGUUAAGAGUAUUUUUCAAAAGUGUUUUCUCAAUGACUGUGACCCGAAACGCUUAAUAUCGUUCAUCUGGGUGAGUGUUUAACAGUCAAUUUUCGUAAAUAAAUUAUAAAAAAAAAAUGUCAGAAAAAUGGCAAAAAAAAAAGGUGAAAUAUAGCUUUCGAUCUAUUUGGAUGAACGAUCCAAACUUAAAAUCAUGGCUGCGCGAGGUACCGGAGGACACCACCAUUUUCUACUGCUCCGUCUGUAAAAAAACAUUCAAGUGUCGUUCCUCGAACGUCAAGAGACACUUGGAAUCAGCCAGACACAAAUUUCUAUCUUCCAAACAGAAUUCACCGAAUAACACAACAGAGAGUCUAAAACAGACAACGAUAUCUCAUUGGCUGACAAUUAAGAAGUUCAAACCGUGGCUGCGCGAGAUCGCCGGCGGUCCGCCAUCUUUCUACUGCUCGAUCUGUCAAAUAAAGCUAAAACCCCACUUAUACACGCUAAAUCGCCACGCAGAUUCGAAAUACCACCUGGAGAACUGUGCAGAGAACAGCAUAAACUCGAGUAAAUCAGAUUACGAUAGAAAAUCCGAAAAAGUAGCUUUUUCGUUCGAAGAACAGCGCCAAAUCGCGGAGAUUCGAUUCGCAGCCCUCAUAGCUACCCUAAAUGUCCCGUUUAGAGUCGCUGGACGGAUCCUAGAGUACUUUCAAAGUGUCCCAAAAUUGAUUCUAGACAGUAUGAAGCUAAGUCGAACGAAGUGUACCAAUAUUAUAACGAGGGUUCUGUACCCCCACGAAACGGAUCGUAUUUCAAGCGUUUUGAGGAAUAAUAAGUUCUCGAUUUUUAUCGACGAGACUUCGGACUCGACGAACGAGAAGUGGAUGACUCUGCUGGCACGCUAUGUGGACCCCAGGACCCUGGAUGUUCGAUCGGAGCUGCUGAAACUGAUAAACCUCGACGCCAGAGACUGCAGCUCCGAGAAGAUAUUCUCAGCGUUCAGAAACGAGAUGUGGAGGAAGGAAAUUCCAAUGGAAAACAUCCUGGCCCUGUCCUGCGACAAUGCAUCUGUCAUGGUGGGUCAAUACUGCUCGUUCAGAGCUGCUCUGGAGAAAAUCUUAGGCGAAAAGUUCCUAACUCUGAGGUGUCCCUGCCACUCCUCUGCUUUGGUGGUUCGUGCAGCCUGUAGCACCCUUCCGGACGAGUGCGAGGACGUUUUACACGAGGCAGUGGGCUUCAUAUACUCCAGCCCUAAACGAUCAGCCAUAUUCCGAGAGUUUCAAGAAUUCCAUCAAGUCAAAAACCGAAAAAUUUCAAAAUUGUGCACUACUCGUUGGCUCUCCCAUCAUGCAGCUGUGGUUUCACUGUUGGACAAUUGGAACUGUGUUAUAUCGUAUCUCGGGGAACUAGAUUCCAAUGAGAAGACAAAGUUUGGGGAACGUCUUCUCAUCUUGUUAGAGAAUCCAGAAAUAAAAGGGUGUCUUUACUUCCUGAAAUUUGCUCUGGAAUCUUUCAUCCAGUUCAACGUGUUCUUCCAGAGCCACGAAACUAGGAUCCAUUUGCUCCAACAAUCGUCAAUCUCACUAUUGCACAGAGUGCUUAAAAACUUUAUAAAGCCAGAAAUCCUGAAGCAAGCAAGCACAGUGAUUGAUUUAGAUUUCUCGAGUCAGGGGAAUCAAGUCGAGCUUGAUCAAAUAAACGUUGGUUCGGAAUGCGAGAGCUUUCUCGACGAGUUGACGGAGAAAGGGAAAUCUGACGUGGUCAGAACCGUUCGAGAGCAUUGUUUGCGUUUCUAUGUAACAGCUGCGAAUGAGAUUCGCCAUCGGUUGCCUAUCGAUGAUAAAUUUCUGGGUAGUCUGCGCAUUUUCAGCCAUUAUUGGGCCCUAAUUGACGCGAACAGAUCGAGUUCAUUCAGGGCUGUUCACUUUGUCGCGAAAAAAUUCGACGGUUUUGAUAUAAAAGGGUUGCAAAGGGAAUGGUUCAAGUUGCAUUUGGAUUUUGUUGACAAAGAGAAGGAGAUGCUCUCUACGAUGAAGUUCGACGGGUUGUGGAAGAUGAUUUUAUCAACGAGAAACGAACAGAAUGAGUUUAAAUACCCACAUUUGGGUAGAUUGGUUAAUUCGAUCAGAGCGUUGCCUAAUUCUAACGCGGAGGCUGAAAGAUUGUUCUCUAUGCUGACGGAUGUGAAAACUAGAAAACGUAAUAGGCUUUGUCCGACCUCGGUCAGUGCUGUUUGUGUGUUAAAAUCGUCGUUGAGGACCUCAGCGGGGAAAUAUCGAACUGUAGAGGUGGAUCAGAAACAUUUGUCUCUGAUGAGCUCUGAAAAAUUGUAUGCUACGUCUGUUAAGAGGAAAAAAGGUAUAUCAUGAUAAAACAGUUGACUAAUAGGCUGUCGGUCGGUAAAACAGUCGAUUAAUAGGAUAUCGGUCGGUAAAGUGUUAACACUUUACCGACCAGUACCGAUUGACCCCUAGAUUAUACAGGGUGUUCGGCCGA